AUGAAAGGAAUUUAGUUAUAGAACCAACUAAAAAAUGAGAAGAAAAUGAAUAUCAAGAGUUUCUACAUUGUCGGUCUAAUUGGUGAAGGUAUAUUUGAAAAUAGUAAUCUAGGUGCUUAUUCAGAAGUUUAUGAGGCUAUAUACUUAAAAAAUAAUAGAAAAGUAGCCAUUAAAAAGGUUUAUAAAGAAUCUAUUACUUUGUCAAAUAAAUAAUCAGAGAUUUAUAUUGAAAGACAUAUGAUGAAGCAAUAUUCAUAAAAACAUCCAAGUACAAAUUUACUUAAUACUUAAGGUUUGGUUGAAUUUAUUGGAAGCUUUUAAGACAAAUAAUACUUAUAUUUUGUAAGUGAGCAUUGUCCUUUUGGGGAUUUAGGAAAUAUUAUUUAGGAUGUUUAUUAGUUUUACAUUAAUACUCAAUCUCAAGAACUUGAAUAUUUCAUUAAAGUUUACAUUUAUCAAAUAACUUAAGCCAUAAUAUAUUUGCAUAAUGAAGGUAUUGCUCACUUAGAUAUUAAACCUAAAAAUAUAUUAAUUGAUAAAAAUUACAACUUAAAAUUGACUGAUUUUGCAACAUGUUUUUUUUUUGAAGAAAAUAAGUAGCCACAUGAGUUAAUUGAAUAAAUUAGGAAAUAUUAGAAUAGUCAUGUAAGAUCUAUUAAAAAAAUUGAGAGUGAAUCAACUUAAUUUCGAUCAAAUUUUGUUGGAACACCAGAAUACAUCUCACCAGAAAUGUUAAAUAAUAGUAGAGCAUCUAAAGAAGCAGAUUUAUGGGCUUUAGGUUGUAUAGUGUAUGAAGUAUUGCAUAAUAUUUAUAUAGUUUUAUCAUGGAAAAUAACCUUUCACUGAUAUAAGUGAAAAUGCUAUUUUCAACAAUAUUUUAAAUCUGAAUUAUAAAAUAAAUGAAUCAAUACCAGAAUAGGCUUAAGAUCUUAUUCGUUCUUUAUUGGUAUUGAAUCCAUUAGAAAGAUUAGGAUAAGAUGAUUCUAAAAUGAUAAUUUAACAUUAAUAUUUUUAAGACAUAAGAAAGGACUAUAUUCCUUGGCAAACUUAAAUAGAAAUUCCACUUGAAUAUAAGGGGUUGUUUUAAGAAAUAAUACCAAGCCAAAGUAAAACAAGUAUUUUAUGGGAGUUUACACCUGCAAAUAUUUAGAUGAAAUAAGAACUAGUUAAGAAAAAACAAGAUAGAUUAAAAACUAUUAUGGAAGAAUUAGAUGAAGCUAUAACUCCAAUUCCUAAUGGAUUAAUAAGACCAUAAAAAAUCUAUUGCACUCCAUAUUAACCAGUUUUUAAACCAGAACGCACAAUAACUCAAUCUCCAAGUAAUUAAGAUACUGAAUCUAAUUGUAAUUCAGUUUUUAAGCAUUUUGACAAAUGUGUUGGUUUUAUUUAUUUAAAUACAAAUAGAUGGUUUUGCAUUCCUUAGAUUGCAAUUCUAUUUGGAUAUUUAAAACCUCCCUGUCUAUUGAUUGAUUUUAUCAAAGGAGAAAAAAAAUAUUUGCCUAUUGACGAUACCAUUAAGAUAUCGAAUGAUGGUGUUCAUUAUGUACCUAGUUUAGAAAUUAUAAGAUUUUAGAAUCUUCUUCGUUUUUUUAUAAAUUCAAGGAUGCAGAAGCAAAGCCAAUAAAUUGGAUCCAAGUUGUUCAAUCAAUUAAAAAUGAAUAUCUUAAUAAAUGA
Messenger RNA from Paramecium sonneborni, 1674 nucleotides. The record is from the annotation of a GenBank genome assembly. NCBI's taxonomy places the organism in Eukaryota, Ciliophora, Oligohymenophorea, Peniculida, Parameciidae.